ACCCGCUCGCUCCGCCGUGACGUCACUAGUGUGGUGAGGACCAUGGGUCUAGGUCUAGGGUAGGACGUCAUCGCACCUUCCGACCAUGUCCGCCAAGAGGAAACUGGGCGCCAUGCCGAUCAAAGUUUCCGCUGAAGAAAUAAGGUCGACCCCUGAGCCGGAUGUUGUGGACGACCAUUAUCAAGGGAGGAACGGAGAGCUCAGGCUAGGAGAGGGAAGUCCCUCGGAUGACGUUGGUAUUUGGCCUUACCACAGUUCACUUGGGGGCAAGAAACCAACCCCUCCCACCCCCAGAGACAUUCCGAGUCCUGCAACGCUGCAAGAGACAGGGUCAGUUCACGACGAGACUUCCUCUAGUGGCAAUAAGGAAGAUGAUGACGAUGAAGAGGAGGAAAUUGAUGAUCUCAAAACCAUGCCUCACGACCCUGAGAGGCUAAAGGCAUUCAAUAUGUUCGUACGACUCUUCGUUGAUGAAAACCUAGACAGAAUUGUGCCGAUCUCAAAGCAGCCCAAAGAGAAAAUCCAAGCGAUCAUAGACUCGUGUACAAGGCAGUUCCCAGAGUUCGCCGAGAGAGCUCGCAAAAGGAUAAGAACUUACCUCAAGUCCUGCCGAAGGAAUAAGCGGACACGGGACUCCAACUGGCCUGAAUCGAAUCGUCCGACGCCUGCGCACCUGACCUCAGUACAGGCGGAGCAAAUAUUGGCCCAAGCUUGUGAGAAUGAGAGUCACAACGCUAAGAGGAUGAGGUUGGGACUGGAGCCAGUCAGUCAACCCCCACCAGUCAUCCCGGGGAGUGAAACGCCUCCAAGUCGGCCUGCUCACGAGUCGUUCUCUGCAGCAAACCUUGCGUCCAGUGCUGCAAACCAAUCAGAGAGCAAGCUGUCACAUCAACAUCAACAUCCCAUACACCUCAACAACAACAAACCCGACAGUCCGAACCUGGCCAAAGUGUCGGAACCUACCCCUGCGCCAGCUAUCAGUUCUAUCUCGAGCAGUCCGCUGAAUGGUGCUGCCACGUCAACUGCCCCCAGCGCUCUGUUUAGACCAAACUUUGGACCAGCAUUCCAACGAGGAGCGGGACCUCAGCCCUUCCCCGGCACUCCGCUGUUCCCCACCCCUCCCUUUGGUGCACCCGGAAUGAUGCACAACGGGCCUACAGACCUGAGCAUGAAACCCUCCAAGCCGUUGCUGAGUCACAAGCUGAGUCCGCAGGAGAUGGCUGCGGUCAGACAACUCAUCACGGGCUACAGAGAGUCCGCAGCGUUCCUGCUGCGGUCCGCAGAAGAGUUGGAGCAAUUGCUGCUGCAGCAACCGUAACAUUCGGUUUUCCCCUUCCUCUACUAAGCUGCGGAGAGCUGGUUGGGGCUGGGGUAUAAGAGACUCUUACGGCGGGUGCUGACUAGUGGUGUUUCUGAAGCUGUAUCUUACAGUGGCUUCAAAUGGCUAAAAUGUUGAAAGUGUCGGGAAAACCAUGUAACUAGGGGAUUUAAUGCCCCCUUUAAUUGGAAUUCAGGGAUUGAUGGUACUGAAAACUACACGGCUGUCUUUUGACAUGGGGUUUAAAUUUAAUCUGGUUAAAUAGUUAGUUAAUCUUUGACUUGAACAGAGCUUAAUGUUCUCCGUUACUUUUAUUGCCACAAUCUUACACCUCUAGGCAUCAUAGGAAUUUUUUUUUUAUUUUAUGUUUUAAAAUGUCUUCACUUUACUGACAAAAAUGAUCUGUAUUUUUUGUUUAAAUUUAAUUACCAACUAUCGCGUGAUUAUUGCUAAACACUAAGUCUUAUAUUAAUCCGUAAAACGAUGUAGGGAAAUAAAUCUGAGUUUGAAUUUUCUAAAGCUUACUACAGGCCUAUCUAAAAUGAUUCAUUAAAUAUUAAGUUAAUUAAAGUUACAGGUGCUAAAACUUUCUAACGCAAUGGAAAACAAAUUAAUUUAAGAAAAACUUGACUGAUGAAAUAAAAUUGUGUGGGAAGGUAAGUAAAAGAAUGUUGAAUUUUCAUUACUAAUUGUGGCAAACCAAAAUGAAAUAUUAUUUAGAAGAGGGGUGGAUUUAAAAUUAAACCCAAAAUAACACAUAUUAUGAGAUAUAAAUUUUGUCAAAAUUUGCCAGCUUAAGAUAAACCUCUUUAAUCCUUGUCUGCCUUGAUCUAAUAAAUUGGCCAUCUUCUUGCUGUAUUUCUGUUAAACUUUAUAAUAACCAAUAUGUAGUUGAGUAAAAAACAAAACUCAAAAACUUCGAUUUUGGAAUUACCACUGGCUUUAGAUUGUUGUCUAAAUUUAAUCUUUAAAAUGAAUUCUAAAUAUCAAAAAAGUUAUAAAAAGAUUAUAGUUAUUCCAAGGUUAAUUUUUUCAAUGGCAUUGUAAGAUAAAUUGUUUAAGAGUUUACUUUUUACAGAGGCGACUAAAAUAUUUAAUGUGUUCUCAAACUAAAACUUAU
Messenger RNA from Macrosteles quadrilineatus (aster leafhopper), 2438 nucleotides. Its product is annotated as nucleolar protein 4-like. The transcript is spliced from 10 exons. Lineage: Eukaryota; Metazoa; Arthropoda; Insecta; Hemiptera; Cicadellidae. Bases 86 to 1318 code for a protein of 410 amino acids. The record is from RefSeq and is a predicted model, not a curated record.